Molecule: messenger RNA, 864 nt
Organism: Haemonchus placei
Lineage: Eukaryota; Metazoa; Nematoda; Chromadorea; Rhabditida; Trichostrongylidae
Source: the annotation of a GenBank genome assembly
AUGACUUCCGAGGCGGCAAUACCAGAUAGUGAGAAAGUGCGAAUUGUUUCCGAUUUUUUGCAACACGCUCCACCAGGUGAAUUCAAUGAGGUUUUCAAUGCUGUUCGUAUGUUACUGAACAACGACCAGUUGCUGAAAGAAGGAUGCGCACAGGCUAUCACGAAAUACAACGAAAGCCAAUUCGCUCCGGUGAAACUUGAAGGGGUUGAGAAACAGACACUUGUGACGCCAUUCAACGAUAUUGGAGGAGGUCGCUACGUGGAUGAUGCGUCGAAGAAAUCCUUCAAGUAUGAUCAUCUUCGGAAGGAGGCCAGUGACAUCCAGCCGUAUCCAGCAGAAUCGAGCGCUUUAGAAUCGUGGCGUGUAGCUCUGCAAAAGGAAUUAGAUGCAUAUAUAGAGGAACAUUACUCGAAAUCUGGUGUAGGAUGCGUGUUCGUUCGUCAUGGAAAUUUCACAUUAUGCAUAGAGUCACAUCAGUUCCAGCCGAAGAAUUUUUGUAACGGUCGCUGGCGAUCCGAGUGGAAAGUGCCAGUCGGUGAAGGGAAGUCAGGCAGUCAGGAGCUUGUGGGCAAAAUCAAAGUGCAGGUACAUUAUUAUGAAGACGGCAACGUGCAGCUGUUCUCUGAGAAAGAAUGCAAUGUAAAGAUACAAAUAAGUAGCGAUGUUGAGAAGACGGCAAAAGAAAUAAUCCAGGCCAUAAAAGACGAGGAGGGGAAAUAUCAGCAAGCUGUGCAGGAGAACUAUGCAUCUAUGUCGGACAACACAUUUAAAGCACUUCGAAGACAACUGCCGGUAAUUCGCGCAAAAAUGGAUUGGCAUAAGGUGCAAUCGUACAGAAUUGGCCAAGAAAUGAAACCGCAGUAA